Temnothorax curvispinosus is the source of this 1164-nucleotide messenger RNA. RefSeq lists its product as uncharacterized. NCBI's taxonomy places the organism in Eukaryota, Metazoa, Arthropoda, Insecta, Hymenoptera, Formicidae. The transcript is spliced from 4 exons. The record is from RefSeq and is a predicted model, not a curated record. The coding region runs from base 733 to 1164 and encodes 143 amino acids.
GUCGAAGGUCCAAGUAAUGUUGCUUUUACUUUUCACUUCAAUAAAAUAGAAUUUGCUUCGAUUAAAUUAAGAUACAAAUAUGAAAAAAAAAAAAUAAAAAAGGAAAAACUGUUGCAUCUUGCCCCGCACUUGGGUACGCCCAAGGCGGACAAGGACAAGGGUCCCCCGGCUCCCCUACCGUCGCGUCGUCGCGGAUGCGAUGGAGACGGAAAAAAUGUUUGGUCCCGAUAUGUGCGUCUCGCUUUUCCGCGUCACGGUUCGCGCGGUCAGUCGUCAGUGGUCAAUCGCGCGGAUCGCGCCGCGCGCGCGGUCAGUUCUAUUACUCCUUCCCCGUUGCUCCUUCAUCGUUCCUCUCCGGUCUCCGGUCUCCCUUCCCCGGGGCCCGGAGCCAGCGCGCCGGUUGCCGGAAGCGAGCAAGCGAGUCAGCUUUAUCUCCGUCUCUCUUUCUCGCCUGUCGCCUAUAUUCGCGGCGGAGGUGUUCUGCGUUCUUCGAGGAUCUUGAGAGAGUUAGUCGAGUUGUAGCAGUAUACUGCCACAACUGACCGAUCAGUCACCGAAGAGUCACGAAGAGUCAGUCGGUCACUGUCGGUCAGUCAGUCAGUUGAGUGCGGGCUACGAGCUGCGAGCGGUCGCAUUUACUCGCACUUCGCACUGCGGAUCGUCGUCAAUCGUCGAGUGGCGUGGCUCGCGAGAAUCUUCAUCCGUUGUCCAAGUCUGCGGCGCGCUUUUGAGAUGACAUCGAGCGCUCUUCUCUCCAAGUGGAUCGUAUACCUGGCGCUCGUUCUGGUGUACCAGACGGCGCGACUAGUCCAAGGACAUCCUCACGUUUCCUCCUCAACGGUAUCGCCGAACGGUUUCGCAAAGUUGUCGUCGCCCGCCGGAAGUUCCUCGACGCAGGACCCGCCGUUUACGAUUUUAAAAUUGAUCGAGGCGGCGUACAAGAACCACGAAUUGAUACCACCGCAACAGUGGUCGCAGCGGCCCGACGACGGCGACCACGGCGACGACGGUGACGACCGAGGGGUCGGACGAACGCAAUGGCGGGACACUUUGGAGCAGCAGGAGUCUUCGAACGACGGAAUGACGCAAUAUAGAAAAAGGAUGUUGCUGCAAGUGUCGAGCACGACCACGUCGAUGCAUCGAAACUUGGACGAGAUCUCUUAA